This is a messenger RNA of Coccinella septempunctata (seven-spotted ladybird), 2513 nucleotides long. RefSeq names its product transcription factor collier (gene kn). Bases 486 to 2498 code for a protein of 670 amino acids. The record is from RefSeq and is a predicted model, not a curated record. The transcript has 15 exons. Lineage: Eukaryota; Metazoa; Arthropoda; Insecta; Coleoptera; Coccinellidae. Gene Ontology annotation, biological process: regulation of transcription by RNA polymerase II. Gene Ontology annotation, molecular function: RNA polymerase II cis-regulatory region sequence-specific DNA binding; DNA-binding transcription factor activity, RNA polymerase II-specific.
UCCUCGAUGGUUAUCUGCCACUAGUCAGUGUAGUCCCAGCAGUAGGUACGCAAGCGACGUCCGGCGUCGUCACAAGUGGUCUCUAGACGCGCGAUAUCUCAGAGACGCAUUUCCGUCGGGACGUCCCGACAGUCCACGAGGACGCGCACGUCAAUCCUGAGGAGGUUUCCUGAGGGUCGAAACGCGGUGUCGCGGCGCGGUUGUGUUUGUGAGCAACGGUUUAUGAGGCGUCUCGAGGCACUUUGAGACGUCGCUCGAGGGACUUGCAGUUUGACAGUUGUGGAGAUUGAAGGUUAGGUUAGUUAUUUGCAUGCUGUGACGAUUUGUUUGUUUUGCGACGCGAAAGGGGAUGUGUGAGAGUCGAAUAAAGAAUUUGAUUAGUUGAAAUUAUUUAUGUGAGAGAAGAAUACGAUAGGAAAACGUUAAGAAACAGAUAACGACAAUUUAGACAGAAGUAGUGUUCUCAAAUCUGCGAAUUUCGUUAAAUGGUUCUCUCAGCCGUCAAAACGCGGUCGGACGAGUCUCUAACCCCCUCAGAGCGCUCGGGCUCGGGAGGCUACCCCACGACGUCCCCUUGGCCGGCCCUGUCGCUGCCAGCCCCCGAACUGGACCCGGUAGCCGCCGCCUGGGGUAGAAAGCUCUACUCCGGUUCUGCGGGCGCUGGUCCGAGGGUAGCGGCCGGUCCUGGACUAAUGUUCGGGCUGCAUCACCACCAAGACCAUGCCACCGGGGGGCUGCAUCACCACCAUCAGCCCAGAGGGCCCAGCCUCAAGGAGGAACCCCUGUCCAGCACCAGGGCAUGGAUGCAGCCUUCUGUGCAGGAUCAGAGUGGAAUUGGUGUUGGCAGAGCCCAUUUCGAGAAACAGCCACCUUCUAAUCUCAGAAAAUCGAACUUCUUCCACUUCGUUAUCGCCCUCUACGACAGAUCCGGACAACCUGUUGAAAUUGAGAGGACAGCUUUCAUUGGUUUCAUCGAAAAAGAUCAGGAAAGUGAUGGUCAAAAAACAAAUAAUGGGAUACAGUACAGGUUGCAACUUUUGUACUCCAAUGGUGUUCGACAAGAACAGGAUAUCUUCGUCAGACUCAUAGAUUCUGUCACAAAACAGGCUAUAAUUUACGAGGGACAAGAUAAAAAUCCAGAAAUGUGUCGAGUCCUCUUGACCCAUGAGAUAAUGUGCAGUCGAUGCUGUGACAAGAAAAGUUGUGGAAAUAGAAAUGAAACACCGUCAGACCCUGUGAUAAUAGACAGAUUUUUUUUGAAGUUCUUCCUCAAGUGCAAUCAGAACUGCCUCAAGAACGCUGGAAAUCCAAGGGAUAUGCGCAGAUUUCAGGUUGUCAUAGCAACUCAAGUGUCAGUAGAUGGACCACUCCUAGCAAUUUCCGACAACAUGUUCGUACACAACAACUCCAAACACGGAAGGAGGGCGAAAAGAAUGGAUCCAUCAGAAGGUGAGGAUUUCCUUGUUUACCUAGGUCAAUUUCCAGGACUGUACCCGCCUCUCCCCGUAGCGACACCCUGUAUAAAGGCCAUAAGCCCGAGCGAGGGUUGGACAGCGGGAGGAUCCACCGUCAUCAUUGUCGGCGACAACUUUUUCGACGGCCUUCAAGUAGUCUUCGGAACGAUGUUGGUAUGGAGCGAGUUGAUAACGCCGCAUGCCAUAAGGGUCCAAACGCCACCAAGACAUAUACCUGGAGUUGUCGAAGUGACACUGUCCUACAAGUCGAAGCAGUUUUGUAAAGGCGCACCAGGUCGUUUCGUAUACGUAUCUCUGAACGAACCUACGAUAGACUACGGCUUCCAGAGGCUCCAGAAACUUAUACCAAGGCAUCCAGGCGAUCCUGAGAAACUUCCUAAGGAAAUCAUCCUUAAGAGGGCUGCAGAUCUCGCGGAAGCCUUAUAUUCUAUGCCGAGGAAUAACCAACUGACCCUUGGCGGUCCCAGAUCUCCAUCCAUGGCGAAUAAUGGGAUGUCAUCGGCCACGUUUAACGCGUAUGCAGGACAAUUGGCUGUCAGCGUUCAGGAGAGUGGAAACGGUCAGUGGACUGAAGACGAGUACGGAAGGGCACAGAGUAGCAGCGUGUCGCCUAGGGGGGGUGGUUAUUGCUCUAGUGCUUCCACACCACACUCGUCCAACGGUGGCUCGUUCGUGAACGGCGCCUAUGGAGGAUCCACGCCCACUAGUACGCCGCUGAACACCUCCAACAUGCUGCCAGGAUCCCCGUCCACUGGGAUCUUCAAUUCCGUACCCAUCUCAACUGAAGCGGGUCACUACCAUUUCGGCCUUCACUACACCAGCAACAACAACAACAAUAACAACAACGAUACCACGACCACCGUCAAGUCCGAAACGUCGGACAAGGAGAAGAGCGCCUUCGCCCCCGUCAUCAGGGCAGGCUGCGACGUGUCCCCCUCCACCAGCACCCGCACCCCCGCCCCGGCGCUGUUUCACCACCAGCCCAUAACCGGUUGGCACCAUUUGGCAGCCGUACAAUGUUAGUAUAUUAUUUUAUUA